GGAGUUUUGCUUUGGUGUGAAUCAGAGUCAAAUUGCAGCACACGUCACAGAAACUCCUUCACAACACGACACAUAACGGGACAAAGAGCGGACGAGACCCGGCUCUCGUCUGGUUUAGCUUCAUCUUUCCAGAGGAUAACGGAAAUAAAACAAAGAUCUAUGAAUAUGUUUUCUCUGGAUUGAAGAGAGAAGCACAAACGCACGCGAGCAGAGCAUUCUUCGGCUUUCCCUUUCAACCGGAAACUCGCCAUUUAACGUCGAAGAGUUGGAUUUUUUGCGCAUCUGUUUUAUUCAAACGUAGAUUGAGAUUACAUAUCGGACAACCCAGCCAUAUGCGGACUGUAAAGUGUAAACAAAAUACAUAUAUUUCUGAAGGAAAGUGAAUGGCGCUCGGUGCACGCGCCGCCCAUCGGAGAAUGACACGCGCGGCGUUUGGCGUUUAACUGAAUAUCAACUAUAUUUUUAGUUGAUUUAGGGGUUUUAAACAGUCAUGAUGUUCGCAGGAAUGAUCAGGGUGGAAAACAACUCAAUAACCCACAAAAGUGCCACCGACUCCAGGUGUCACCGGUGCGCUGUGAGGACAGGUGCUGUGAGUCCGCCGGCGGCAGCGGGAUGCCAUCGCAGGAGGAGCUUCAGACGCCCGGGAUACAUGCGUUUAGAGCCGCUUAACCAGUCACGUGACUCCGACCACGUUUCUGACUCGCCUACUACUGAGAACACUCAAAAGAGAGCUUUGAAAUUACCCAGCAGCCCCAGUGAGCGAUGGCUUGGGGAGGUCUUCAAGAGAGACAACGGCCAAGAAUCUUCCCAAACUCACCAUUUGGGUGACGCUAAGGAAAAUUCCCCAGUGCCAUCGCGCAACGAUUUCAAAUCCAGCUUCAGUUUCAUUCAGCAGUCGCUAGAAACUAGAGAUCUGUUAGAUGUGAGCACAAACAAAUCUGUGAGCAAACUGUCUGAAUGGGACAGAAGGAAGUCUGAAACGUCACACUCGGCUGCUUCAGAACCUCACACUGCUUUAGUAGUAAAUCACUUGAGCCAAUCAGAGAUCAGUACUGUUCCGACUAGCCAAUCAGAGAUCAGCACUGUUCCAACUAGCAAAUCAGAGAUCAGCACUGUUCCGACUCGCCAAUCGGAGAUCAGCACCGUUCCGAUUCGCCAAACGGAGAUCAGCACCGUUCCAACUAGCCAAUCAGAGAUCAGCACCAUUCCAACUAGCCAAUCAGAGAUCAGUACUGUUCCGACUAGCAAAUCGGAGAUCAGCACUGUUCCAACUAGCCAAUCAGAGAUCAGCACUGUUCCGACUAGCAAAUCGGAGAUCAGCACUGUUCCAACUAGCCAAUCAGAGAUCAGCACUGUUCCGACUAGCAAAUCGGAGAUCAGCACUGUUCCAACUAGCAAAUCAGAGAUCAGCAAUGUUCCGACUAGCCAAUCAGAACAUGAGGUUUUCUCUCUAAGCAAUUCACCUGGGUCCAUUGGUCAGCAAAAAAGUCUUUUAUUGGCCCGAGAGCUGUGGCUAGCAGACCUGGAUGUACAGAUUUCGUCCUUCACGACGUCUUAUGCUAAAGAAAGCGUCCAGGACUCUGACUCUGGCUCUCUGGACACUGAAGUCACGUCUUCGUUCUCCAUCGACUCGUCAGACUCGACCUCGGCCUCGUCGGUCACAUCCGGCUACGACAGCACCACCUCGUCCUCGGAUCACAGUCGAGACGCUCGGAUAAAGAAGUGCGAGGAUGUUCUGCAAGACUGUCUGCAGAACAAUCGCACAAACACCAAGAUCGAGUCCGUGAUGAAGAAGCUCCAGAAACUACAGCACAAAGCGGUUCUGGAUGAUGAUUAUGACACAGCAGAGCACUUUGGUAAGAAGCUAGAGGAACUGAGGAGAGAGCGAGCGACGCUGAAGCCUGGUUUUCCAUCCAGACAUCCCGAAGUCUCUGGAUUUCUGGAGCGUCUCAGAGCGGCCGUUCACAGGACCGACUGCAGGCGAAAUGGUGAACCGAGUCCCGAUCAGGGAUCAAGCAGCUCUCAGAGCCGGUUUCUAACACGAGAGAAACUGUUAGAGGAGAAACACAGGAUUCAGAAGGAGAUGUGUGAUCUCCAGCGCAGGCUUCAGGAGCUUCAGGAGCGGAGCAGAGCUGUGGAGGAGCAGCUGGAGCCCGUCCUCGGCGGCUGGGAUCCGGCUCAGCUGCGGCUGAUGGCUCGAGCGCUGGAGGACAUGAUCAGCUCUGAACACCGCGUGUCUCCACCCGCAGAGAUCAUCAGACUUCAGGAGCAAGAGCGAGCACUGAGAUCCUCCAUCAAAGAGGCAACGGCUAAAGUGGUGAUGAGUCAGAGAUUGGGAUCUAGUGUACUUCAUGAAGCCAAGCUCGCAGCCCUCUCAGGAAAUGACUUGAGCAGCGCGAAGGAACUGAAGGCAGAAAUCAGGAGCGCGUACGACGAGAGAGAUCGUCUGGAGAGGAAGCUGAAGACUGUGAGCACAGGAAGUGGACGGGAUCUGAGCCACAUGAAGGAGCAACACAACCAGAUCAAACUGGAAAUACAGGAGAGAGAAGCCCAGUACGAGCGCAGUUUAAAGGAAAACACUCUGAAGUAUAUUGAGCUUCUGGAGGACAGACUUCACAGCUGUGGAAGUCCAGCACUGGAGCACAUUUGGGAGGCUGAUUUGGAGGCUUGUCAUCUCCUCCUGAAAGGCCUCGAUCAGCGCACCUCCAGCAUCUCCGAAUUGGAGGAUCUUACCUUCAUCCCUGGAUCGGGUUCAGAUGUCCUGCCAUUCACUAAAGAGGAAGCGGACUGCGCCAUGUUGACCGCUCUAGGGGGGCGCUGGUGCCCCGAGGCUGACCUCCAACACUCAGAGUUCACUAAGAAAUUAGAGGAGUUUCUCUUCUGUUUGGAGGACGCGUCUCCUGAGGAUCUGUGUGGAGAGACGACAGAGCUGGCGGAGCGCUGUGAGCUCAUCAGCGAGCGACUGCAUUACCUGGAAGAGCAGCUUCAGACCGCCAUAGAGCAGCACGACGAGGACCUCACUCUGUCCUUAGAGAAGGAGGUUCAGGAAGUGAAGGCUGCUCUUCAGACGAUGAUGUCACAGCUGAAGGAGGAGGAAGAGGAGGAGAAGUAUUGUGAUGUAGAAGAAGAGGAGCACUACUUCAGUGACAGCUGGGAAAUCUGAAGAGACUCCAGAUUUAUAUUUAUAUUGUGUUCACGAUGCCUGUGCAAGUCUGUUUUCAUACUGUCAUGUUGCACUGAGAAGAGAACACUUCAUCAUUUUCUAGUUUCAUUUACUUGCCCACAUGUAAUUUUAAGAGCACUGUACUGUACGUUUACUCUGUGCUGCAUUUUAGUGGGUUUUUUUUUUAAGGUGACGAUACAAAUCACUAUGCACUUUCAUUUCCAUCCAAGAUCACAUUUUUGUUUCAUGCGAGUGAAAAAAUAAAUUGUUUUGAAUGACAUGUGGGUGAGUAAAUGUUGACAGAAAUCAGUUUUGGGUGAGUUAUUACUUGAUUAGGACCUCUAACCAAUUUGCAUCUCGUCAAGAGUUGCCUUAAAAUAUAACUUGCAAUUUUAUUCUUAUUCUAAUCAGUUAGUGUUUAUUUAUUUACUUACUAUAUUUUACAGCUGUUUUUUUUGCUUUGACAGCACAUUGCUUAUUUCAUCAAGUUAUUUGCAUAUAUUUGAACAGCAUGGCGUCAUAUUUAUUUAUCGAAAUUGUUUUGAUUAUAUCAUUAUUAUUUAAAAAAAAAAAAAAAAUUCUUGCACCAAACUUAAGUAAAGACUUAUAAACACCUAAAUGGAAACAUUCCUGUCAUUCAGACAGUGAUCUCAGGAUUGAAAUGCAGCUCUUUUACACCGAACGAAUGAACGGUGAACAGUGUUUUCAGGUUCAUGACACAAUGUGGUGCUUUGAUGAAACCACUGGAUUUCAUUCCUUCUGUUCUGUGAAUUAUAAGGGUAAUGUAGCAUUAAGUGCCUUAAAAAAAAAUAUGUAUAUAUAUAUAUAUAUAUAUAUAUAUAUAUGUUUUUUUUUCAAUCAUUUCCUUAUUUGAAGCAGAAACAGGUUCUUUUUUAAAGUCUUAAUAUGGUUUACUUAAAGAAAGCACUUUUGAAAUAUAAGCUGUUUUUGUCUUUGUUACCUGUGGAUUCCACCUGUGGGAAAAUGUCUUUUGUUUUUGCUAAUCAUAUGAAUGUAUAUUUGCACGUUUAUCAUCUGGUUUUACUCGCCACUAUUUUUUUCCCCCAGAACUUAAAUUGUUAUUAUUAUUUUUAAAAAAUCGAAUCCAUUAAAUAG
This is a messenger RNA of Carassius auratus (goldfish), 4279 nucleotides long. Its product is annotated as disrupted in schizophrenia 1 protein-like. The transcript has 14 exons. Lineage: Eukaryota; Metazoa; Chordata; Actinopteri; Cypriniformes; Cyprinidae. The coding region runs from base 491 to 3163 and encodes 890 amino acids. The record is from RefSeq and is a predicted model, not a curated record. Gene Ontology annotation, cellular component: microtubule organizing center; microtubule; intermediate filament cytoskeleton. Gene Ontology annotation, biological process: cilium assembly; neuron migration.